Messenger RNA from Orbicella faveolata, 3392 nucleotides. RefSeq lists its product as uncharacterized. Gene Ontology annotation, molecular function: cAMP binding. The record is from RefSeq and is a predicted model, not a curated record. Lineage: Eukaryota; Metazoa; Cnidaria; Anthozoa; Scleractinia; Merulinidae. Gene Ontology annotation, biological process: spermatogenesis.
UCAAAAAAUAUAUAUUUUUAUACUAAAUAGGAGAAAUCUUAAAAGGGACCCUGGGAAUAGUCGAGAAACGGAGAAAGUUUUUAUCACCCUUCAAUGAAAAUAAAGUCAAAUUUUAACAACGUUCUUGAAAUAUCAAAAACACAAAAAAACAAAAGAAAUAAUGGCAGCGCGAAGAGAUUUUAGACAUUUUAAACGUUUGACGUCAAGCGCGCGCGGCCUUAACGGUGCGUCGCGUAGAAACCACGCGAGUUUUAAAAUCACCUUACGUAAACAAUAGGAACAAUGACGAAUUCAGUUUCUGCGUUUCAAAUCAGAAGACAAUGAAACGACAUUUGGAGAACCUUUUUAAUAGGCUUAUGUAGAGCACGUAAGAAGUUAUGCUUCACUAGCGAAGAAAGACGCUGAUUUGACAUGGAGCAACCGAAAAGCAUCGAAGCGCAGCGCGGAAGGCAGCGAGGCAAAAGUUUUGAUGUCGCAUUUAUUUUUAAUCGGUGUUCAAGUACUGAGAUGCAAAGUAGAGCAAGUCCCCGUGAAUCCAACAAUGAUCUUGGAGAAAUUAGAAACAGACUUCGGCACAAGUCCUGGGUGAUUGGUGGGACUAGAAGGAGCUCUUUGCAAACCGAGAAAAAGAGAUCUGUCUCGUCCAAGCUGUCGUUUGAUGACCGCAGGUCUUCACACCCUACCAGGUAUAACGGGCAUCAGUUUGAAAGACACAAAACAGGGCGAUUUGUCGAUUACAUGAAGAUGAAUGUACCUAAAAAGUGGUUGAGAGAAUACGAGAAAAAGCAGGCAGACCUUCGGAGGAAAAGCAAAGAGAAGCUGCAGCCUCUGGAUCGAUUCAGGCGUGUUGUAAGGCUGAUCUUAACGUGUAACACGGCGUUUCGGAGCAUCGUGCAUUACGCAAUGGAGAAAGGUCAAUACGAGCAAGUCACUUCUGAUGCUACACUCAGCUUAAAAAGUGCUGCCGCCAAGGGUGCUAUGGAGAAUUUAAUGUUUGAUCCAGAACAUUACAAAUGCCACCAUGAGUUUUUAAUGCCAAGCUGGGCCAAAGAAAUUGCUUGCAAAGAACCAGAGGAGAGGACGAAGCAAGAAAUCCACUCUAUCGUGCAACUGAUGAAACAACUGAAAGGUUUUCGUAGAUACAGCUCCAAGAUACAGGAAGCGAUAUGUGGGGCGCUCAAAUACGAUUGCUUUGGUCGACGUCGAGUGGUAGUACGAAAAGGUCACGUGGCCCAGCGUUUCUACUUCAUUUUCAGCGGCUCAGUGUGUGUCACAGUAGAUGAUGAUGAACACAGCGCAUUUGCCAAACCAACAGACAAUGCUGUACUCAAGAGAGGGGACCACUUUGGGGAACUGGCUUUUAUUAGAGGGCUUAAGAGGGCCGCUACCGUGGUUUGUUUGGAGAGAACCGAGUUACUGUCAGUGGAAAAAGAGGAUUUCUUUUCUGCCAAGAUUGACUUGAGCUUUAACGCGGACAUGCAAAGGAGGGUGGAGUAUCUCAAAGAACAUCCCGUGUUUAGAACGUGGCCUGAAGAUGUUGUAAAACAGGUUGCAGAAGAAAGCAGACUUCAAGAUUAUAACAGUGAUGAAGUGAUUGUUCGUGACUCCUGUAAGCUGCACUGGAUAAUAUUUAUUACAAAGGGGCAAUGUGACGUAUUGAGACUGUUGGACCUUAGCAAUUGCAAGGAAUACAUCGACCAUGCCCUAAAAUACAGAAUGGAGAAAAUACACGACGAUGCGUCUUCAUCUACUUACAGUCCUACAAUCGAUGACAUUUCUUUGAGCUCAGUCGUGUUACGAGGAGUCCCUCAGAGAUUGGAGAGUCCCGAAGAAGAAUCUACUGUAGAAAGCUCAGAAAAAGUAACUACUCCACGCAGAAAGGCGAAGUCUGAAUCGUCCAUUUUAUACCGAGUCGAUCGCACAGCAGUGAUAACAGCGGAUCAGGCUUCCAAGAAAGGGAUCUUGCACUCCGAAAACACGGCAGGGAAAUCACCGAAAGGACGAGUGAGUUUCCGAGUUGAGGAAAAUCAGAAUUCUGCAGUAGGUCAAGGGUGCUUGCAAACUUCCGAACUCAAGCGAAGAUCUGUCGAACCCCAGCAAAGGCUUUCCGAACCCACGCCUGUUUAUAGCACCAUCGAAGACGAGGGAGUGGUUGAUGGAAAGCGAGCAGAGGAUAAAGUUGGUGUUGGGGUUUAUAUGAUGGUGGAUCGGCUAAGACCAGGCCAGUGCUUUGGUGCUUGGUCUUUGUUAGAGCAGGAAGAUAAAUGCUUACCAUUCGCCGAAAGCAUUCGCUCUUCAAACGAACAAAAUGAAGGAGAGUUAAACAAAGUGAAAAGCAUCAAAAGACAGUCCAAGAAAGAGAACAAACCCAGGGAAAGACGUUUCACUUUAGUCAGUGGAGGCUGCGAAGUGAUUAAAGUAACUCGGGAAGUUUUCUUUAAAUAUUCGGACACUGUAACUCUUGAUAAACUCAAACAAUUGACUGCUACGUAUCCCGAGGAUACCAUUUUAUGCCAGACAUAUCUCCAGCAUAGCGACUGGCGAACUUACAGAGAGGAGAUUGUUGACAAUGUUGUUGUUCGACACAUAGCGCGCUUGGAAACGGCAAAAGGAUCAGCGCGCUCACAUAAAGUCAGGUCGUCUCCAGUUCCCUCACCCCUGUGCUCGAUGAAGAUGUGGCAGCCGGUUAAUUCCAAGUGGGAGUAUUUUCCAGACACGGGGUGGGUGCCGGGAUAUGUGACGCGACCAGCUGUUGAAGCUGGAACUUCACGACCAAAUCGUGCGGCUAAUUUAAAUCGUUCUCCCGCUUCAAGUCGAAGUCAGAGCCCAUCAUUAAGGAAAUGGUCUCCUGCUUCGUACGGGACGCCGCGCGGGUCUCCCAUCCCGUCUCCAGCAGGCGCCUCGAAAUCGUCCGAAAAGCUUCUGCCACUGGUAACAAAUGACCUGGUACUGGCGCAAGGGAGCCAGAGAGCACUGGUACUCACCCAAGGGGGGAGUAGAUGUAAUGAUUAUCAACUUCAGAUCGAGAGAAGAAUUAUCAACAAGCAUGAUAUGAAGAAAACAAACCAAUAUUUUGGUAAAGUAACAUGACAACGUUUUAACAAGGACUGAACUUCUGUGGUUCGCAAUCCAUGAAAGUCAUGUCAUGCGAAUUUAGUAUUUAUGUUAUUUAAUGACAGUUAAAAACUUAAUAAUCUGCGCUCGACAAAUAUCAGUGUGGAGUUAACAUCAUCUUCGAACAGUUACUUGUUUUUUCGCCAUGGUAUCGUUAUGUCGCAACGGCGUCAGUUUGUUUGAUAAUCAGGAUUCCUUUCAUUUAACUUUAUUUAUUAGAGUCACCAAGUGAAGGUAUUUAUGAAUUUCAAGCCAAAUAGUAAAGUCAUUCAAUUUUA